UACUUUCGAUGAUAGUUCUGACAUUUCAUCAUGUAAUAUACAGAAUUUCUCCUAUAGCCUUUGUGAAAUUGCUGCUCCUGAUAGUUUAAAUGAUAAUAAUUCAAUUUCAUAUAAUCAUUCAGCUGUCAGCACCCCUCUUACAUCUGCCGAUAAUAUAGGUGUUUACUUUCCCGACUUCAAUCACGGAAGUGAUAUUGGUGCUGAUGGCUUUCUCUAUUAUAUGCAAAGCAACAAUCCACAUAUUAAUCCCUCACUACUAUCUACGUCUCCUAAUAUUAUUUAUGAUCUUAUUCAACAAGAUCAAAAUUCUAAUUCUGGAGGAAAGAAUAAAAAUUCUAAUUUUGAAUUUGAUGUAUCAGGUAGUAGUCAUAGUUCUAAUGGUUCAUCAAAGAUAAAAAGACAUUCGUUAGAUGGCGUUUCAUCAGCUGUCGUUGAUAUGAACUGUAUAAACAAGAACAAUUCCUUGAAUUCUUCUCCCACAUUAACUAGUGGUGAAGCAUCUGAGUCUGACACAUCAAAUGCGAUACCAUGUAAAAGACAAAGGUCGUCUUCACGUCAACCAUUGUGCAAUGCUUGUGGGCUAUUCCUUAAACUUCAUGGUGUCGUAAGACCCUUAAGUCUUAAAACAGAUACUAUUAAAAAACGUAAUCGCAAUGGGGGUGCUGUUGCUGCUGGUAAGAAUCCAGCUAAAGGUGUUAAAGGAACCGUACAACUCGGCCCAGGUGGUGCGAGCAUGGGAGUUAUAGGAAAACGAAUGAACAUGUCAAAUUCAAUGGCAGCAAGAACACAAAAUGGUAAUUCACCAGCUCCUGCUCCGGUAUUAUCAACACCGGUAUCUAAUGCACAAUUUACCAAUGGAUUCAAUGGAGGACGACAUCAAAUGGUUGGUGCAAUGGCAAAGAGACGGAGAUUUUCGGGUGAUGAGCAACAGUUAAAUUCACAAUCACGAUCUAGUGAAAUACAACAAUCGCAAAAUUAUGGUGUUCUAAAACAUCCAUCUGUACCAUUUUCUUCUAAUGGAGAACAAACGAAACUACAACAAGUUUUGGAUAUGGUGCAUGCACCUGAUAAUAAUGCAACAUCUGUUUCAUCAUCAGCUGGAUACAAUACAUUUGCUCCUUCAAAUGUAUCACCAUCCAAUACACCUCCUAAGCAUAAUCCACGUAAUGUUCAGCGUUCGCAUACAACCGGGCAAAUUAUGCACACUCCCUCAACAUCAUCUCAGUCAAUAUUAGUGCAUUAUCCAGCAAUGGUGCAAUCGGCACUAUCAAGCGAGAAUGAUAAUAUGAUACCUACGAACGGCAACAACUAUACUCCACGUCCUGCAAUGUUAAUAAGGCACCGAUCUUUUGUUAACUAA
This is a messenger RNA of Dentiscutata heterogama, 1360 nucleotides long. Lineage: Eukaryota; Fungi; Glomeromycota; Glomeromycetes; Diversisporales; Gigasporaceae. The record is from the annotation of a GenBank genome assembly.